CGUGGUGGAAAAGUGUUUUCCCCUCGAUGCUCCAUAAAAGCCGGAUGAAGAGGAGCGGCAGGAUGAAGAGCAGCGGCAGGAUUCAGCAGUGAAGAUGAGACGUGUGAUCGUUGUGCUCGCCGCUCUGCUGGCUGUGGUGUGUGUGUGUGAUGCAGUGAAGUUUGGUCAGCUGUGCAGUGGAAACCCCGAAAACCGCCGCAGGAUGUCAGACACCUGGGGACAGGGACACUACGGAGCCCGCCGGGGCAGUCGGAGCCACCAGGGUUUGGACAUUGUGUGCAGUGAUGGUUCUGAUGUUCUGGCUCCGUUCGACGUGACUCUGAACGGGAAGCUAACGGUCUACAGCGACGCUAACAAGGCCGCCAUCAACAGCGGCAUCAACCUGAGAGGAGCCGGUCUGUGUUUCAAGCUGUUCUACGUGAAUCCGGACAGAACCUCUGGCUCGGUGAGGAAGGGCGAGCGGAUCGGCACCAUGCUGCCGAUGCAGAGCGUCUACCGAGGAAUCACCUCACACGUUCACGUCCAGAUGUGUGACAAGAGCGACCCGACAGAAUACUUCUGAUCCAGCCAGGAUCCGAACCCUAACCCAGCCAGAACCCACCAACCCUAACUCAGCCAGAACCCACCAACCCUAACCCAGCCAGGACCCACCAACCCUAACCCAGCCAGAACCCACCAACCCUAACCCAGCCAGGACCCACCAACCCUAACCCAGCCAGGACCCACCAACCCUAACCCAGCCAGGACCCACCAACCCUAACCCAGCCAGGACUCACCAACCCUAACCCAGCCAGGACCCACCAACCCUAACCCAGCCAGAACCCACCAACCCUAACUCAGCCAGAACCCACCAACCCUAACCCAGCCAGGACCCACCAACCCUAACCCAGCCAGAACCCACCAACCCUAACCCAGCCAGGACCCACCAACCCUAACCCAGCCAGGACCCACCAACCCUAACCCAGCCAGAACCCACCAACCCUAACUCAGCCAGGAUCCGAACCCUAACCCAGCCAGAACCCACCAACCCUAACCCAGCCAGAACCCACCAACCCUAACCCAGCCAGGACCCACCAACCCUAACCCAGCCAGGACCCACCAACCCUAACCCAGCCAGGACCCACCAACCCUAACCCAGCCAGGACUCACCAACCCUAACCCAGCCAGGACCCACCAACCCUAACCCAGCCAGAACCCACCAACCCUAACUCAGCCAGAACCCACCAACCCUAACCCAGCCAGGACCCACCAACCCUAACUCAGCCAGAACCCACCAACCCUAACUCAGCCAGAACCCACCAACCCUAACCCAGCCAGGACCCACCAACCCUAACCCAGCCAGAACCCACCAACCCUAACCCAGCCAGGACCCACCAACCCUAACUCAGCCAGAACCCACCAACCCUAACCCAGCCAGAACCUGCUGCUGUUUAACACAAUACAUAAAUAAAACAUUAAAAACUG
Scomber scombrus (Atlantic mackerel) is the source of this 1464-nucleotide messenger RNA. It is a transcript of the gene lect2.1, whose product is annotated as leukocyte cell derived chemotaxin 2, tandem duplicate 1. Lineage: Eukaryota; Metazoa; Chordata; Actinopteri; Scombriformes; Scombridae. The record is from RefSeq and is a predicted model, not a curated record. The transcript has 4 exons. The coding region runs from base 95 to 562 and encodes 155 amino acids.